AUGGAGAACUCCUCAUCCCAGCUGCAAGACUUUUCAAGCUCCACAACUCAGUUGCCGGACUUUUCAAACUUUACAUCUCAGUUGCCGGACUUUUCAAACUUCCCAUCUCAGCUGCCGGACUUUUCAAACUUCAUAUCUCAGCUGCCGGAUUUUUCAAAUUCAACAACUCAGCUGCCGGAUUUUUCAAAUUCAACAACUCAGCUGCCGGACUUUUCAAACUUAACAUCUCAGCUGCCGGACUUUUCAAACUUAACAUCUCAGCUGCCGGACUUUUCAAACUCCACAACUCCGGUGAUUGUCACCUUCUGUUCAAUCACUGACUUCACUUCCUGUUGGCUAGUUCGUGUAUGUACCAUUUUGACUUUGAUUUCCUUGACAGGAAAUACUGCUACCUUCAUCAACAUACUAUAUAGACGCAAGCAGAAAGACGUAACAUACAUGUGUAUCCUGUUGCUGGCCGUGAGUGACUUUUUGACUAGUGCCGCUGUCUAUUUGGGUAUGUUCUUGCUAUUUCCACUUAUGUACAAUUUAUAUUUCAACGUUCCUCUAUGCAUUUUGUUUUUCUGGGCGCAUUACACCCCGUUCAUGUGGACGGGUUGUAACCUAGUUCUUUUGGCGUACGAGAGGUACUCUCUGAUUACUAAUCCUCUUCACUACCAUUCUUCUCAUACAAGCUCCCGUGCGGUUAAAAUAUCCCUGAUUUUACUUUUGGUUAUGAGCUUAAUGUCAAUUUCUUACGCAGUUACUUUAUCUUUUAUAAAAGUUUGUCCGGAUUACCUUUAUGUCGUGUACUAUUUCGCUUUCAUUGCUGUGCCGCUGAUUUUGAUCAUUCUUGGUUUGUUGCUUUACUUGCAUUGCUACAAAUUGUUUAAAUUGAGAAAACUCCCGAGAAUAUCUAUGAGAGCCAUUGAAAAACGCCAUUUUGCAGAACUUACAAUCAAAGUAUAUCUCAUUUGCUUAACCUACAUUUUUGGACAGUUGCCCUUCUUGAUUAACGAUAUAUUAGUACUAUUGAUAGAGUACAAAGUUCUGGAUUCAAAUGAUGGGUUAACACAUAUUCUCUUUCAAAUAGGAACAAUCGCAAUGCUUGCAAACUACGCUAUAAAUCCCUUUAUAUACUUUUUAUCGUUCAGUCGAUUCUUUCUUCUUUGCAAAUCUAAAACGGAAGUAGUUACAGAAUUGACGAGAACCAAAACUGAAUCUUCUGAUAAUUAUCUAUCUUAAUACAGCCACCUCCAAAUGAAAACUAAACAAAAACGAUUUUAAGAAAACUUCAGAGCUCUUCAAA
Messenger RNA from Saccostrea cuccullata (small rock oyster), 1288 nucleotides. Its product is annotated as olfactory receptor 51V1-like. Gene Ontology annotation, biological process: G protein-coupled receptor signaling pathway. The record is from RefSeq and is a predicted model, not a curated record. Gene Ontology annotation, molecular function: G protein-coupled receptor activity. Gene Ontology annotation, cellular component: plasma membrane. NCBI's taxonomy places the organism in Eukaryota, Metazoa, Mollusca, Bivalvia, Ostreida, Ostreidae. The transcript has a single exon. Bases 1 to 1224 code for a protein of 407 amino acids.